This is a messenger RNA of Exophiala bonariae, 1719 nucleotides long. RefSeq lists its product as uncharacterized. Gene Ontology annotation, biological process: transmembrane transport; spermine transport. NCBI's taxonomy places the organism in Eukaryota, Fungi, Ascomycota, Eurotiomycetes, Chaetothyriales, Herpotrichiellaceae. The record is from RefSeq and is a predicted model, not a curated record. The coding region runs from base 1 to 1719 and encodes 572 amino acids. The transcript has a single exon. Gene Ontology annotation, molecular function: spermine transmembrane transporter activity. Gene Ontology annotation, cellular component: plasma membrane; fungal-type vacuole membrane.
AUGUCACAACCCCAACCAGAAGAGACUGCCUCACAAGGCACCAACCAACCAGCUCAGCCUCAGCAUGAAGACUUAAACCUCCGACUCUACAGGACAGAAACUCGAGCAACACUCCAGAACAUCGGCGUAUCGGAAAACCCACCACCAAUCGACGUCAACUAUCCCGAAGUCGGACGGACAAGCCAACCCCUCUUCCCUGAAGAAUACACCAUCGAAACAGUCACAGGUCUCGUGCCACAACGUACCCUCGAGCAGAUCCGAUCCAGAGCAGAACUACCCAGCUCCAGCUCCUCGUCAGAUGAGGAACAACCCGACCCAGAGAAGAAAGCAGGCGAAGCCCCGGUCGAAUUCGUGACCUUCACGAUCGCCGACCCCGAGAAUCCCCACAAUUGGUCGGAUGUCUACCGAUGGUACAUCACGCUGAUGGCGUCCAUGUUAGUUGUGUGCAUUGCAUUCGGCUCCUCAAUCGUCACUGGUGGCCUAGGUCUGAUCGAAGAUAAAUACAACGUCUCCCUCGAGGUUGCCAUCCUGACCUGCUCCAUCAUGGUGUGCGGCUUCGCCGUUGGCCCUCUGCUGUGGUCCCCACUCUCCGAGAUCAUCGGCCGACGACCCGUCUACAUCAUCUCAUUGGCCCUCUACACCAUCUUCAACAUUCCCUGUGCCCUCUCGCCCAACAUCGGUGGCCUCCUAGCCUGCCGCUUCCUGUGCGGCGUCUUCUCCAGCUCCGGCCUCUCCCUCGCUGGCGGCACCAUCGCCGACAUCUGGAACAUCGAGGAACGGGGCAUGGCGAUCGCGUACUUCGCGGCUGCGCCAUAUGCGGGCCCUGUCUUAGGCCCGAUCGUAUGUGGGUGGAUCAACAUCGGUACGGGACGCCUCGACCUCUUCUUCUGGGUCAACAUGGGUUUUGCCGGCGUGAUCAUGAUCCUGAUCGGUCUGAUUCCCGAAACUUAUGCGCCCGUGAUCCUUAAACGGCGCGCGGCACGCCUGCGCAAAGAAACGGGCGACCCAAACAUCAUCACGGAGCAAGAAAAGACCAAACUGACCCUCAAGCAAAUCGUUCGCACCAGCCUGGUCCGCCCCAUCACGAUGAUCCUGACCGAGCCCGUCCUCGACCUGAUGUGCAUGUACAUCGUGCUGAUCUACGCGAUGCUGUAUGCCUUCUUCUUCGCGUACCCAGUCAUCUUCGGCAAGCUGUACGGCUACAACGACGGGCAGAUUGGCCUGAUGUUCAUCCCGAUCCUGAUCGGCGCGGGCUUCGCCCUCGUCACCACGCCCUACAUCGAGAAACAGUUCCGCGCCAUCUGCGCGAGACGUACCCCGACGCCCGAGGACCGCCUGGUCGGUGCUCUCAUCGGCGCCCCCUUCAUCCCCGUCAGCCUUUUCAUCCUCGGCGCCACCUCCUACCACCAUAUCAUCUGGGUCGGGCCUGCUUCGUCCGGUCUCGCCUUCGGCUACGGCAUGGUGCUGUGCUACUACUCCGUCAACAACUAUAUCAUCGACUCAUACCAGAAAUAUGCGGCGUCCGCUCUGGCCGCGAAAGUCUUCUUGCGCUCGGGCGGUGGAGCGGCCUUCCCACUGUUCACCACCCAGAUGUACGACCGCUUGGGGUUGAACUGGGCGUCGUGGUUGUUAGCCUUCAUUGGUGUCGGAAUGGUGUUUAUCCCUUUUUGCUUCUACAUCUGGGGUGGAAAGCUCAGGGCCAAAUUGAGCAAGGACUAG